This is a messenger RNA of Branchiostoma floridae (Florida lancelet), 3390 nucleotides long. Its product is annotated as tyrosine kinase receptor Cad96Ca-like. Gene Ontology annotation, biological process: protein phosphorylation; cell surface receptor protein tyrosine kinase signaling pathway; positive regulation of kinase activity. Gene Ontology annotation, cellular component: signaling receptor complex. The transcript is spliced from 9 exons. Bases 14 to 1279 code for a protein of 421 amino acids. NCBI's taxonomy places the organism in Eukaryota, Metazoa, Chordata, Leptocardii, Amphioxiformes, Branchiostomatidae. Gene Ontology annotation, molecular function: ATP binding; transmembrane receptor protein tyrosine kinase activity. The record is from RefSeq and is a predicted model, not a curated record.
CAUUGCUAUCGGUAUGAAUCUUCUGGCCAUUGCUAUCAUCACCGCGCUGGUGUGCUGGUGGAGAGCCAGAAAGAGGAAGAGGAGGGAGAGGGAAGCUGACGAAAGAUCUAUGGACGGUCUGGACCUGGGACCUCGAGACAAUCCUGUCUUUCCAGCUGGGCGUCAGACACGAUCCCCCAGCCAGGACUAUGUAAAUGUGGACAUUGACCGACCACAGACACGUCGAGGCCCCCGGAAGUCCAUAGCGGGGGUAGCUGACGGGUGGGAGGUGCCGGAGGAGAACAUCAAACUGAUCCGGGAGCUGGGGAGUGGACAGUUCGGGAAAGUGUACAAAGGAGAGGCCUACGGGAUAGACCGGCAAGAGCAGUGGAGGACAGUGGCCAUCAAGACACUAAGAACAGGAGACCAGAAAGCCCAGGAGGACUUUGUGAAGGAGCAGCGAGUGAUGAGUAAACUUCACCACGGCCAGCUGGUCAGGAUGCUGGGGUGUUGCACCGCAUCAGAUCCCCUGUUCCUCAUCAUGGAGUAUAUGGAAAACGGUGACCUCGGCAAGUUCCUCAGGAAGCACCAUGAUGAUUUCCACGAUGACGUGCCCUGCCCAGGGGACCACAGGAGUCAGUUUUGCCUCACCCCAAAACGACUGGCCUCAUUUGCAUAUGAUACAGCCAGGGGAAUGGGCUACUUGGAGAGCCAAAAAAUUGUACAUCGGGACCUGGCAGCCCGUAACAUCCUGUUGAGUGAGGACUACAUGUGCAAAGUCAGCGACUUUGGGCUCGCCCGAGCGAUGUACGACGCUGAGUCAUACAUGAUCCAGGAUAAGAGCCGACCCCUCCCAGUGUUCUGGAUGUCUCUAGAGUCCCUGUAUGAGGGAGAAUUCACCACAAAGAGUGACGUGUGGGCAUUUGGCAUCGUGCUGUGGGAACUGGCAACACUAGGAGGACGGCCGUACCCUGGUAUGGAUGCCAUGCAGGUGCAGCGUGAGCUGAGAAGAGGCUACCGCAUGCCCAAACCUAGGAACUGUACCGAGGACAUGUACCGUUUGAUGAGGUGGUGUUGGGAAAGAAACCCCGACCGCCGCCCCACCUUCCGUCAGCUGGUCGGAGAGACACUCAAACUGAAACAAGACAAACCGAGGCCCAGCGUCAGUGGCAGCACUGGUCACCAGGCUUUGGGAAGCCGAAGUAGUCAGUCUUCAGUCUCUUCUACAGGACGAAGGCAAUCUGCUGACACUUCCCGACGAGAAUCCAACAUUGGACGUUUUGAUGUGCUCUUGGAGUAAAUGAUGGCCAUAAUCAUCACCAGAUUGUAUUCAGGAUCAUAAUUAGGCAGUAAGGGGAAGGUUAAAGAUAAAAAGAAGUAUUAUGGUCUCAUUCCACAAUUUCACCGUCCCAUAGAAAUAUAUUAGGUUAAAACACACAACUUCUAUGCCUGCAAAUCCAAUUGAAAAACAGCAUUUCUGGAGAUGUUUUGCUUUCUAUUGCAAGUGCACUAGUUUGUUAGGCACUGAAAAAAACACUCAACUAUAGUUAUUGGAUUUCAAACUGUGAGUACCUGAGAGCCGCUCGAGGGCCUUUUGAGCAGAGAAAGGCCUGGCCGCAGCACUCAAAACAAAGGAACGUACACGUCCGCAAAUUGCUGGCAUUACAAAACUUUCCGGCAUGAUGGUAGCAGUAAUAUACAAGCUUUCAUCUCAAAAUCAAAUCCUUCUGAUUUCAAGUGGGGGCGAUGAAAGGGAAUCUAUCAUACACCUAAACACAAGCUUUUGAUACCCAAUCAUUUUUUGGGGCACAGACUCUUGACGCGUCUUUGUGAGUGCACACUUGGAGUAAUACAGGAAUGAGACCUUAAACUACACUUCUAGAAGACUGUAUAUUGCUCUAAUUUUAAGUUCCAACAAACCUUUGAGAAACAAUUGAUGUUGUUGUUUUUUUUACUUUAUUUUACUUUAUACUAGAGGAGACGUAUCGCCUAUACUGGAGCUUGUCAAUGUGCCCUGGGGGGUAGAGCCCAGAGACACAUGUAUAUAAUUUAUAAACAUCAAAUAAAAUAAAAAGGAACGUUACAAGAAAUAAUAACCAUUAAUAAUGAAAGCACCUACUCAAUACAAACCAUAGCAACUUAGGAAUAACAAAUGUAUAAUAUUGUUUUACAAUGUAUAGGUAAAUUAAGGAUGUAAAAUUAACACAAUGUGACUUGAAAACAUAUUUAUGAAAAAGAACUAGAUGAAAAGGAAAAUGAAUUUUCAUACCAAUAUGAAAUACAACCCAAAUGACUUAAUGGAUAAGUUCAAAAACAACAUUGUGAUAUUCCCUUGUGCAUAUUGUUUUAAAAGUACUUGAUGUACAUGUACAUGUAGGUGCUCUUAAAUGUGAGUUCCAUGUGAUAGCUGACCUUGGUUUAACCAUUUAUCAUAACACGGCAUGUGAUAAGUCCAGACGUAAGUGCCUCUGGAAAAAAGGUUGCGAGUUCGAAAUCCAGUCAUUGUCGCUCACCCAACAUGCAUGCCAAUGAAAGGGUCACAGUCCUUAUUAGGACCUGGCGCUAUUAUGGUCGACUGUUCAUUGUAUUAGAGCUAGGGGAAUUUCCCCCGUGAAUACUGUAUAAAAUGUCUGUCAUCUACGUUGUAUAACCAGUGAAAGAUAAACAUUUAGCUAAACUCGUGUGAGAUUACUUGUCACCAUGGUUACAUGUAAGAUAUAUUCCAAUAUUUGACUUUCACAGUUUUUCAAAAGUACUUGUUUUAGAACCUGACUGUGCUUGCAUUUGGUUUUGAACUGGCUGCUAUGGCAUGUUCACUAUCACAUCAUUGGCACUCAUCAUUGGACUACAUUCUGACAAAAGAACUCUGAUUCGGAAUCUUAGAAUGAUUUUUUGGAUUCUGCAAUGUUCAAUAACAGGAAAAGAGUGUUUGCUUAGCGAAAACAUGUAAAUGUGUUAUAUAUGCAGUCAUGUACAUUUUACAAAAUUUAAUGUACUUGCAACUUACAGCAGUUAUUGGUUUCAAAAUAUAAUCAGGAAAUGCUGUUUUUGGUGUAAUACUGUCAUUCUGUGGGUAGUUAUAUAUUUCAUUGUAGUCUAAGAAUAACAAUAACUUGACCUUACACCUGGGUAUCAUUUCAAAAGAACAGUACAAUAGGAACAAAAAAUGCAUAGGAUGGUUCCUGUCAUUGUGAUGAUACUUAAUAGCUGGAUGAUUCUACGCUUUUUGUGUAUGAAAAUAAGUUGUACAUUUUGUAUAUGCUGGACCAAAAACACCAGAACUAAGCAAUGUUACAUGUAUAUAUAUGUAUGGUACAUAUUUUCAAGGAGCUUGGUAUUUUAUAGGCUGAGACUAUUGAAACUAGAAGAGAAUUCGUUGUGUUGGAAAAAAAGUACCAAAGAAUGUAUGUA